AUGAAUCGUGAUACAAGACUUUCGUUAAAUAUGGAUGCUGAAUCAACUUGUUCAUCUAGUUUUCCCAAAAAAUGUCAAGAAAGGAAGGCAAAAAGAUAUAGGAGCGCAUUUACCACAGAACAAGUUAAUUACCUAGAAGGCCAAUUCAAGAAGUUUUCAUAUAUUGGGAGCGAAAAGCGCAAAGAAAUUGCAAAUAUUUUAAAAAUUUCUGAAAGGGCUGUUAAAAUAUGGUUUCAAAAUCGUCGAAUGAAAGAGAAAAGGGAAAAUGGCAAUAAUAAGGAAAUUCAAAUAGAACACAAAAAUCACAUUAAUAAUAGCUGUGAGCAAUUAAAUAAUAGUAAUGUGUACUUACAUAAUGACUGUGCAAUUAACGAACAACUACUAAGAAGUCAAUGUCAAAAUGAACAUUUAAGAGUAAUUAAUACAGAAACUAUCAAGCCUAAUUGUACUUCAAAUAAAAAAAAUAGUUUAAGCGAAUUACAAGAUGAAUAUAUAAAUAAUGUGUAUCUGCCAGAAAACAAAUGUAACAAUAAGGUAAUAGAAAAUAUAAUUAAAUGUGAAGACAAAUCUGUAAUAGAACAAAAAGUAAGAAGUGUAACAACAAAAAUUCCGGCGACAGCUCAAAUAAGGGAACACUUAGAGCAGUUUAGUGCUGUAAACCAAGAAUUUAAAAACGAAUCCACGAGUUCUAUGCCUAUAUUAGGGGAAAAAGAUGAUCUUCCUAAGGACGUAUCACUAAGUAAUAUACAAGUGGACCGAAAAGGGUAUCAAGAGUUUCUCCCAGAACAUUUAAAUUAUGAUGCAAGAUUAGUACCACUUUUUAAUCACGGGUAUUAUGUUUCUCAGCCCGUGUCCACUACUACGGCGAAUAGUUCUGGAAAUGUGGUUUGGAAACCUCUUAGUGUAAUGCCGGUUUUACCUGGAAUAGCGCCAGCAUCGAGUGUGACAGUUGAUAAUAAUAGUUCAAUGUAUUUAAACAAUCAAGAGCUUUCUAAAGGAAUUUGCAAUUGUCAUGGUACACCACAUUUAUGUAACGCCGGGAUGCAAUAUGUCUCAAGAACACCUUCGCAAUAUGUUUUUGCGAUUCCGUUUUGUAAUUCACCUAAUUAG
Messenger RNA from Melitaea cinxia (Glanville fritillary), 1110 nucleotides. RefSeq lists its product as uncharacterized. The transcript is spliced from 2 exons. Bases 1 to 1110 code for a protein of 369 amino acids. Gene Ontology annotation, biological process: regulation of DNA-templated transcription. Gene Ontology annotation, molecular function: DNA binding; DNA-binding transcription factor activity, RNA polymerase II-specific. The record is from RefSeq and is a predicted model, not a curated record. NCBI's taxonomy places the organism in Eukaryota, Metazoa, Arthropoda, Insecta, Lepidoptera, Nymphalidae.